Molecule: messenger RNA, 3061 nt
Organism: Paecilomyces variotii
Lineage: Eukaryota; Fungi; Ascomycota; Eurotiomycetes; Eurotiales; Thermoascaceae
Product: putative DNA mismatch repair protein Msh2
Exons: 2
Coding region: 82-2919 (945 amino acids)
Biological process (GO): mitotic recombination; mismatch repair
Cellular component (GO): MutSalpha complex; nucleus
Molecular function (GO): mismatched DNA binding; ATP binding; ATP-dependent DNA damage sensor activity
Source: RefSeq, a predicted model, not a curated record
GUUUGCCAGUUUCCACCAGACUUGCCUCGAAGGACAGAUUGUGGUACUCAGCACGAUCUUGUUCAUACGACUCCCGGCAAGAUGUCUUCACGGCCGGAUCUCAAGGUCGACGACGAAGUCGGUUUCAUCCGCUUCUUCCGUUCCCUCCCCCAAAAGGACAGCGAUGAUACGAUUCGAGUCUUCGACCGCGGUGACUGGUACACGGCCCACGGGGCCGAGGCCGAGUUCAUCGCACGCACCGUUUACAAGACGACCUCUGUGCUCCGUACGCUUGGCCGCAGCGACUCUUGCGGUCUACCCUCCGUUACUAUGAGCGUGACUGUCUUCCGGAACUUUCUACGCGAGGCGCUCUUUCGACUGAGCAAGCGUGUGGAAAUCUGGGUUUCCGCGGGCUCGGGUAAGGGACAAUGGAAGCUGGCGAAGCAGGCUAGUCCUGGUAAUCUGCAGGACGUGGAGGAGGAACUGGGCGGAUCGGGUGGCAUGGCGAUGGAUUCGGCGCCUAUUAUAUUAGCAGUCAAGGUAUCGGCGCGGGCGUCGGAGGCGCGAAAUGUCGGAGUGUGUUUUGCAGAUGCGAGCGUGCGAGAGUUGGGUGUUAGCGAGUUCCUGGAUAAUGAUAUCUAUUCGAACUUUGAGUCGCUGGUGAUUCAGCUCGGUGUGAAGGAGUGCUUGAUCCAGGCGGAUGGUGCGAAGAAGGAUGUCGAGUUGGGUAAGCUACGUGCUAUUCUGGAUAGUUGUGGCAUUGCUAUCAGUGAGAGACCGGUGGCGGACUUUGGCACUAGAGACAUCGAGCAGGAUUUGACGAGGUUGUUGAGAGAUGAACGGUCUGCUGGUACGUUGCCGCAGACGGAGCUGAAGCUGGCUAUGGGUUCGGCGGCCGCUUUGAUCAAGUAUCUUGGUGUGAUGUCUGAUUCUACGAAUUUCGGCCAGUAUCAGCUCUACCAGCAUGAUCUGUCGCAGUAUAUGAAGCUCGAUGCGUCCGCUCUGAGGGCGCUCAAUCUCAUGCCCGGUCCGCGGGACGGAUCGAAGAACAUGAGUUUGUACGGAUUACUUAACCAUUGCAAAACGCCUGUGGGGAGUCGGUUGCUUGCGCAGUGGCUGAAGCAGCCGCUUAUGGAUCUCAAUGAGAUCGAGAAGAGACAGCAGCUGGUGGAAGCUUUCGUCAACGACACGGAGCUACGACAGACGAUGCAGGAGGAGCACCUACGCUCGAUUCCUGAUCUCUACCGACUUGCCAAGCGCUUUCAGCGCAACCAGGCGAAUUUGGAAGAUGUGGUGCGUGUGUAUCAGGUCGUGAUCCGCCUGCCGGGCUUUGUCAACACCCUUGAGAAUGUCAUGGAUGAACAAUACCAGACUCCGCUGGAGACGGAGUAUACGUCGAAGCUGCGACAGUUCUCUGACAGCAUGAGCAAGCUUGAGGAGAUGGUCGAAACCACUGUCGAUCUGGAUGCGUUGGAGAACCAUGAGUUUAUCAUCAAGCCCGAGUUUGAUGACAGCCUCCGCAUUAUCAGAAAGAAACUGGACAAGGUCCGGUAUGACAUGGAUGUGGAGCACCGGCGCGUAGGCAAGGACCUCGGCCAGGAGGUCGACAAGAAGCUGUUCUUGGAGAACCAUCGUGUGCAUGGAUGGUGCUUCAGACUGACCCGCACGGAGGCGGGCUGCAUUCGACACAAGAGGGAGUAUCAAGAAUGUUCAACACAGAAGAACGGCGUCUACUUCACCACUUCCACUAUGCAAGCUUUACGACGGGAGCACGAUCAGCUCUCGUCCAAUUACAACCGGACUCAGGCUGGCCUCGUGCACGAGGUUGUCGGUGUUGCAGCGUCAUACUGCCCUGUUCUCGAGCGGCUGGCCGGUGUUCUGGCGCACCUCGAUGUCAUUGUCAGCUUUGCGCAUGUCUCUGUCCAUGCUCCCACGCCGUAUACUCGUCCUAAGAUGCAUCCUCGUGGCACGGGCAACACGGUUCUCAAGGAGGCACGUCAUCCCUGUAUGGAGAUGCAAGAUGACAUCUCUUUCAUCACCAAUGAUGUGUCUCUCGUUCGCGAUGAGUCGUCUUUCCUUAUCAUCACCGGUCCCAACAUGGGCGGUAAAUCCACCUAUAUUCGACAGAUAGGUGUUAUCGCGCUCAUGGCUCAGACGGGAUGCUUCGUUCCUUGCUCGGAGGCCGAGCUAACCAUCUUCGACUGCAUCCUCGCCCGCGUUGGUGCCAGUGACUCUCAGCUCAAGGGCGUCUCGACCUUCAUGGCUGAAAUGCUCGAGACAGCUAACAUCCUCAAGUCUGCUACGUCCGAAUCGCUGAUCAUCAUCGAUGAGCUGGGCCGUGGCACGAGUACCUACGAUGGCUUUGGUCUCGCCUGGGCUAUUUCUGAGCAUAUUGUCACCGAGAUCCGCUGUUUCGGUCUGUUCGCAACGCACUUUCACGAACUCACCGCACUCGCGGAUCGUUAUCCCAAAUCAGUCAAGAACCUGCACGUCGUCGCAUUCAUCGGCGAUGACGCAGACGGCGAGAAUGCAGAUGAGCAAAAGCCGAAGAAGAAAAAGCGCGAAGUCACUCUUCUAUACCGAGUUGAACCUGGCGUCUGCGAUCAAUCAUUCGGUAUCCACGUUGCCGAACUGGUUCGCUUUCCUGAAAAGGUCGUUAACAUGGCACGUCAGAAGGCCGAAGAGCUGGAAGACUUCACCUCCGCCACUGCAGAUAAGCCAGAGGCACAGCCUGCUAAGAGCCUCGAUGGCUACUCCCAGGAAGAACUGGAGGAGGGCAGUGCGUUGCUGAAGGCGAUGCUCUUGAAAUGGAAGGAGGAGGUCGAAGCGCCUGGAAAGAAUCUCAGCGUUGAGGAGAAGCGGCAGGUCAUGAGGGACUUGGUUAAUGCUGAUGAGAAAUUGCGCUCGAAUAAGGUCUUUCAGGGUAUUAAGGCGUUGUAAGUAGGAUAAUGUAAGGUACGGAUUUCUGUUUGUUAAAUUGUUUUUUUCUCGGGAUAUAAUGGUGUUCGGAGAGGAUUUUAUGGUUAUAGGUAGUUAGUUAGUUUAUGGACUAUAAAGGGCAUGGCAUGAAUACUGUAUGUCU